Messenger RNA from Nelumbo nucifera (sacred lotus), 1492 nucleotides. RefSeq names its product Galactosyltransferase family protein. Gene Ontology annotation, cellular component: Golgi membrane. NCBI's taxonomy places the organism in Eukaryota, Viridiplantae, Streptophyta, Magnoliopsida, Proteales, Nelumbonaceae. Gene Ontology annotation, molecular function: galactosyltransferase activity. The record is from RefSeq and is a predicted model, not a curated record.
UAAAAAUGAGUCCGACUGCUUUUUUAAAAUAUACUCAUCAGUUUGCUGCAAACUCUCAGAUUCCUGAGCCUCUUUCUUCCUCUCCCAUGGCUUCGUCUCUGUAAUACUCGAACAACAACAGCAGGAAGAAGCUCUGCAGAGGCAUAUAGCUCUUAAUGGGGUUGAUGCUCGUGAGCAGGCACCAAAAGAGUGGAGGCGGGCUCUCAAUCAGAUGGGUUUCUCUCUUCUGCAUUUUGAGCUUCUGUUUUGGAGUUCUGGUCGUUAAUAGGUUCUGGGGCAUUUCUGAUCCAGCUAAACUAGACAAUAAAGCUUCAUCACGUCAAGAGCAGAACCUUGAACUAAUUGCUAAUUGUGAAAAGAAGGAGGCUUCUAUUCAGACCGGAGAUAUCCUCACUCAAGUUUCUCAAACACAUGAUGUAAUCAUGACUUUGGACAAAACAAUCUCCUCUCUGGAAAUGCAGCUCGCUGCAGCUAGAGCUGCUAAAGCAGAUAAUCAAGAAGGAUCUUCAGUUGAUACAAAGCUAGGAACUGAGCAAUCUGAGCGCCAGAAGUUGUUCUAUGUUAUGGGAAUCAUUACUGCAUUCAGCAGCAGAAAGCGCCGGGAUUCGAUCCGAGAAACUUGGAUGCCCCAAGGAGAGGAGUUAAGGAAGUUGGAAAAGGAGAAGGGUAUUGUUAUUCGGUUUGUUAUUGGCCACAGUGCAACCCCAGGUGGUGUUCUUGAUCGUGCUAUUGAUGCAGAAGACGAGCAACAUAAGGAUUUUCUGAAACUGAACCAUGUAGAAGGGUACCAUGAGUUGUCUUCAAAAACCCAGAUAUACUUUUCAACAGCUGUUGCUAAGUGGGAUGCUGAUUUUUAUAUUAAAGUAGAUGAUGAUGUCCAUGUCAAUCCUGGUAUGGUAGGUUCAACUUUGGCACGCCAUAAGUCAAAACCUCGUGUUUACAUAGGCUGUAUGAAGUCUGGCCCUGUCCUGGCACAGAAAGGAGUCAAGUAUCAUGAACCAGAAUACUGGAAAUUUGGUGAGGAGGGAAAUAAAUAUUUCAGACAUGCAACUGGACAGUUGUAUGCAAUAUCCAAAGAUUUGGCUACUUAUAUUUCAGUUAACCGGCACAUCCUCCACAGAUAUGCAAACGAAGACGUUUCUUUGGGUUCUUGGUUCAUUGGUCUAGAUGUUGAGCACAUUGACGAUAGGAGCCUCUGCUGUGGAACUCCCCCUGAUUGCGAGUGGAAGGCCCAAGCAGGCAAUUCUUGCGGUGCAUCAUUUGAUUGGAGCUGCAGUGGCAUUUGCAAAUCAGUGGAGAGGAUGGAGGAAGUACAUCAACGCUGUGGUGAAGGUGAUGGGGCUAUCUGGCAUGCCAACUUCUGAAUCUCUCUUUGUAAUAUAUUUAGGUGUUACCUGUUACUGAAAUCAUGGUUUAAACGUUUCUAUUUCACCCGAAUUUUGCAUAUUGAUGUUUCGGGAUAGCUGUUGGGUCUUCAAAUCGAUUUGUUGCA